This is a messenger RNA of Medioppia subpectinata, 1008 nucleotides long. NCBI's taxonomy places the organism in Eukaryota, Metazoa, Arthropoda, Arachnida, Sarcoptiformes, Oppiidae. The record is from the annotation of a GenBank genome assembly.
AUGAGUGUUGGAAAGGGGUUUAAGGGGUCGGGACUGUCGGGUGCUCUACACUAUUCACAAACGGCUGGACUGGUCCUCCUGUUUGAUGGCCCUCUCGUCCCAAAGGGUACGUCCACUACAGGCGCACACUUUUUUGCUGUUAUCGCCGACACUGGAAGCGCGGGCGACGAUACCGGCGCCCACAACACCACCGCCGCCACCAGUAGUUCCCGACUGUUUAGCACUGAUACCCAGCGCUCGGCCAAUACAGGCGCUGAGCUCGCAAUUGUCGACCACUGUCUUCAGCGAACCUCUGGCCGGAUAACCACUGGUCUGGAAGUUGUCGGCAAUGGGCAGGUAUACGGAGCCCAAGCGCUGGAACCGUUCGCCGCUGAGGUCGCCGUACGCGUGAAUGUUGACCGAGUAGUCGUACCGGUGAUUUCGGUAACAGCGGCCACACUAUCGCCCAAACCCUUGACAACAGUCGUGAGACCUAAGUUGGUCUCAAUCGCCGAUUGGAUGUCGUGUACGGAUGUCUUGGAAGCGAUGGACGUCUGGUCAGCGGUAGGCGUGAGCUCUACGAUCACGCGUUGGCUCUGGAGGUCAAUGUCGAGCACUCGUACGUCCGGGAAGUGUGACAACUGGUCGGCGAUCUUCGCUUACUUUUGUGGCCAUAAUUGUCACCAAUUGGUUCCCACGAAGAAGUUUAUGUCCCCUCAGCAGAGAGUUGAAUACAUAACAAACAGAUCCGUCGUUGCGAUGACUGAAUCGGUGCCGGAGUUUACUAUCAUUGAGAAGACAUACGAAUUGGACACCAAAGACACCGUACGGUUGCUGUGCAUCAGAGGGGGGCAGACAUUCAUGGUAUGGGUGGGCGAGUCGGGGGUCGGCACCGGUGCCCCCCAGUUGGCCGACCUGUCCUUAGCGGUGGGCGACCACUCGACAGCCGUAUUGUCGGCCACCAGUGGUGACCAAUUGAGUGCCGGUUUGGCUGCGAAACUGUCCAAAAAGUACAAUAAGAGUCGACCC